UUUUUGAUUUCUAAUUACUACAAGAUUCCCUUGUAAUUUUUCCAGGAAAAAUAAAGAAAACAACGAAAUAAGAUUCAGAAGAUCUACUCUUAUCAGCCUUCAGAGUUGAUGUGUAAUGACAGACAAUAAAGAACAACAGGAAGAUGAACUCCUUGCUCUAUCCAGCAUAUUUGAUGAGACAGUGAUUUCACUAGUACAAGAUGACAGUGAUUGUGGGGGCCAGUUUUCUGCAAGUUUACACCUUCCAGAAAACUUUCAGUUGGCUGUGAUCAUUGAUAAAACAAAUGAUGAAAUUAAAGCUGAGGAAUUCCACAGAGUACAGCACCUACCUCCCCUGAUAUUAGACUUUCAGCUAUCUGCUGACUACCCCAGUGAUAGCCCACCUCAGUUUUCUCUGUCCUGCAAGUGGCUCAACAGGAAACAGUUAUCUUCAUUGUGUUCAAAGCUUGAUGAACUAUGGCAGGAAAACAAGGGAUCAGUUGUUCUGUUCACUUGGACAAGCUUCCUCUUAGACGAUUCCUUCAGUUUUUUAGGACUAGAAAAUCCACUGAUUAUUUCCAAUGACACAAGUCGACGAGACUCUAGUUUAGACGCUAGAGCCAUUCAGGACAUUGCUUCCUUUGAUCGCCUUCUUCCUGUGAUACUGGAUUACAAUAAACAAGCAUUACAGCUGGAGUUUGAUAAAUCCUUCUUUUCUUGCCAAGUAUGCUUUGGAGAGAAAUUAGGUUCCCAGUGUAUAAAAUUUAUUGAGUGCGGGCAUGUUUUCUGUAAGACUUGUAUGAGGGAGUACUUCACUGUGCAGAUAAGUGAUGGCAAUGUUAAGGGUUUGAACUGUCCGUAUGAUAAAUGUGAGUCACAAGCCCAUCCUUGUCAGGUACAGGAGCUGGUUACUAAACAGGUGUUUGCUAAAUAUGAUGAGUUGUUGUUGAUGACCAGCCUGGACCAGAUGGUGGAUUUGAUGUACUGCCCCCGCCCCUCAUGUCAAUAUCCAGUAUCAGUGGACAAGGAGAGUAACUUUGGUAACUGCCCCUCCUGCGGAUAUGUCUUCUGUGUCCUUUGUCAGCUAGUUUAUCAUGGAUUGUCUCCCUGUAAAGUCAAAUCAGAUGGAUUGCGAAAACUGAGAGAUGAGUACACAAAUGCUGAUGAAGAAACCAAAAAGUUACUGGAGAAGCGAUAUGGGAAGAAGACGAUAGAGGCAGCGAUAGCAGAAAGUUUGACAAAGGAAUGGUUGGACGAGUUCUCUAAGAACUGUCCAAGCUGUGGAGCAAAUAUUCAGAAAAUUGAUGGCUGUAACAAGAUGACGUGUAUGAAGUGUCGAGCCUAUUUUUGCUGGUUGUGUGAACAAUCACUGCCCCGAACCAAUCCAUACAGACACUAUAACACAGCGGAUAGCCCUUGUAGAAACAAAUUAUUUGAGGGAAUGAAUGAUUUUGGUGAUGAUGAUGAUGACCUAAUGUGGCUGUAGUAAUGAUUGUUGAUAGAUGUAAAAGCAGAAAUGAGAAGAAAUCAUAAGAAUAUUUAUCAGAUUGCCACUAGCCAUGAUUAACAGUGCUAAGUAACAAUUGGUUGUUCGGCUUCCUAGAGUUCAUAUCAACUGACCAGCCUAGUUUAUCUGUCAAUGUGUAGCUGAAUUUUGUUAUAUAGUACUCUUAAUAUGACAUCACAACAAAGCACAAAACAAUUAAGGAAUAAAUUUAAUAGCUACCCAAGUUAUACUGUAUAACCUGGGUUGGGGCAGUUUACGCUUUAUAAACCACAAAGGGGUUUUAAAAAAAAGCAUAAACUGCUCCAACCAAGGUUAUACAAGUAUAACUUGGGAAGCUAUGAAAUUGAUUCCUUAUAAUUCAGUUUUCUAUCAUUAAGUGUAAAGAAUAAGAAAAUUUUCCCUUCAAAAAUGCCUACAUGUUGUAUAAAUUUUAACUGUAACAUCAAGCGGAUUGAUAUAUUUUUGAUAUAAAUUAUUGUGAUGUAGGAAAAACAGGUUAUGAGAUAGAAACAAAUUUUUCUGUCCAAUCAAAUGGUGCAUUACAACCAAAAUUAUCAUAGGACUGGCCUGUUUGUGCACAUUAUGUGUGAACCUUGACAGAGUAAUUGGAUGGAACAGAAAAUACCAUAUGACUUGCCUGUCUCAGCACUGAGGUGCUAGGAAUAUCCAGAGAAAGAAGACUUUAAGGUCAAAGACAAAAGAAAGUUUCAAAAAUGUUGUCAACACAAUUUUAGAGUCCUAUGCGACCUUCCAGUCUAAGAUGGAGAGUAGCUAGGGGAGGAAUUCUAUGGAUUUUACGGUCAAAGGUGAAGGUCACAGACAUUGAAAAGUUUCAGCUUUAUUUAGGACAGUUAUUAAAAGAUCCUUUUUGACUUUUCAACCCUUUUCUUUCAGUAGAGAUUUGAAGAGAGGUCAGAUGAUCGAUCAUAGUAAAGAUAAAAUCAAAAGUUUUAAGAUCAGAGACAGUGAUAGAUUAAUUAAAUACUUUGGACACAAUUUAAUUAUGUACUUUAAUAUUUGAACUAAUCAUUCAUAUACUUUAUGCAGAAAUGCUAGGUGGCCAAAUUUAGAAAGCUGAGAAUUUAUGGGUGAUAGAAUUUGAUGCAACUGGAGAAAAAAUGCAUUGCCAUUUAAUUUUAAUAUGUUAGUUUAUUGGGUACAGAGAUUUUAAGUGGCAAGUAAAAUGUCAAGAUCAAAGGUAUAAACAAGCCUUUAUUGUUCCUAACAUUAUUAUAUCAAUGUUAUAUUAGAUAGUUCAUAAUUUUUAAAUCAUACUAUGGGAGGGAAUGCUGUGUUUUGUGAUAUGUGAAGUUUAUGGUUGUUGCCUUCCUUUACAAGCACAAAAUCAAUGCCUUUCAUUUUCUUUGUGUCAUGGCUUUUUUUCUUCUUUUUUUUAUAAAGAAGAAUGAAUUAUCAAAAUGUGACAACCAGUGACUACCAGCCUACCAUUAUCUCUGUGAUGAAUUCCUAGUUUUGUUUUUGAAAAUGCCAUUAUACUGCCGAAUGUGUGUGUUAUUGAUAAUCCAGAGUGAAUACUAUGUAUACAUGUAUGUUAUGUAUAGAUAUAAAAAAAAAGAUACUUAGCAAUAAUCUUAUUGAAAUCAACUUGUGUCUCUGUGAUUAAAAUAUUGUAUAUUUAUUGAUUGAGAAUGAAUUUACAGUAUGGAUUUAUCAUUUUUAAAUUAUUUUAAUUUCUGAAUUUUUCCUCUUUUCCAUAUUUGAAAAUACAAGUAGGAGUAUCUGUUAUCUCUGCCGUCAUGUUUCUAAUUACACGUUAAUUUUGUGAUUUCUUGCCGAAGAUGGCAGAAAUACUGCUGUUUCAGUAUAAAGUCCUAUAUAACUUGUAAUCAAUCAAUCAAUUUUGUGUGAUUUUAUGAAAAUCAUGACAUGAAUAGAGUAUUUAAUUAUAUGUUGUUUACAAAUUUUGUUCCAUUAAAUCCAUAUGUGAU
Messenger RNA from Saccostrea echinata, 3435 nucleotides. Its product is annotated as E3 ubiquitin-protein ligase RNF14-like. The transcript is spliced from 7 exons. NCBI's taxonomy places the organism in Eukaryota, Metazoa, Mollusca, Bivalvia, Ostreida, Ostreidae. Gene Ontology annotation, biological process: protein polyubiquitination; positive regulation of proteasomal ubiquitin-dependent protein catabolic process; ubiquitin-dependent protein catabolic process. Gene Ontology annotation, cellular component: ubiquitin ligase complex; cytoplasm. The record is from RefSeq and is a predicted model, not a curated record. Gene Ontology annotation, molecular function: zinc ion binding; ubiquitin conjugating enzyme binding; ubiquitin protein ligase activity. The coding region runs from base 116 to 1465 and encodes 449 amino acids.